GUCCAAACUUAACCUUUAAAAAUAAUGUUGUUUCUUUGUAAAAAUUAAUUAUUUUAUUUUAUUUGCCCGGCCUACUACUCCAUCACUUUUUUCUCCGUUCAUCAUGUCCGAACCUUCCCAGUCCCAACCUUUUCCCAAUGAUGGCGGCGUAGCCUGAUUCAAAACCCUAAACCCAACCCUUCACUUCCCCGUUCCUACCAAACUCCAAUGGCUACUGCACUCGCUCUCAGAUUCAGAUCCAAUCUAACCCGCACCGCCUCACUCCUCAUCUCCUCUCUCCAUCCACCACAAUUCAAACCCUCGCCGCCACUCUUCUCUUCCUUCUCACUCACCCCUUCCACCCCCCUCGAUUCCACCUCCUGGUUCUCCCUCUCAACCCACCGCUUCCUCUCCACCGCACGCCGCCAGCCUACAUCGCGGCCUAAGAAAACCAUCGACAUCGCCGCACGCGCUCGACAGCUCCAAGCCAAGCGUCUGUGGACCUACGGACUCUCAUUCGCGACGUUCGCCGGUUUCAUCGUCGUCGUUCUAAACAACUUUCAGGAUCAAUUAGUCUUUUACGUCACUCCAACCGACGCAAUAGAGAAAUUCCGAACUAACCCUACCAAAGCCAAGUUUCGAUUAGGCGGUUUGGUUCUCGAAGGAAGCGUUGUGUAUCCAUCUUCUUCUCCAGGUGUGGAAUUCGUGAUCACCGAUUUGAUUACCGAUAUCGUUGUUCGCCAUGAAGGCUCUUUGCCUGAUUUGUUCAGGGAAGGACACUCUGUUGUUGCUGAAGGGUUUGUGAAGCCUUUCACAGAUGAAAUCAAAAAAGAUAAUUCUUUGAAGAAAGUUUCUGCGAAGGCUAGGAGUGGAGAGUAUUAUUUUUCUGCUACUGAAGUUCUUGCAAAGCAUGAUGAGAAAUAUAUGCCUAAAGAGGUUGCUGCUUCAAUUGAGAAGAAUAAAAAGAUUCUUGAGGAAGCUAAUGCUGUGCCUGAAGUGAAACCUAACAUCCCUUCAUAAUUUGAUGAUGGAUGACUAUGAAGUGAGCAUAUUCUUUCUUCCAUUUCCACAGAUGGAUGUGUGCAGAUAAACAUAAUUAAAAGAAAGAAAAACUCAUCUUUGAGAGAAUGGAUUCUCUCCAUUGAUAUUAAAGAUGUGAAAUAUAGACCUCAAAAAAUAAAGGCAGGGGAGGAUUUUAUAAUAUAGAAAGAAAAUAAAUUAUAGUGUUUGAAUAGUUAAGAUGAUCUAGUGAAGAAAAGAUGUGAGAUUCUCAAUGGAGAGAAUCCAUUUCCAUCUUUGGAAGUCUUUUACUCUGUUAGGAUUGUUUAUUUGUGAUAUGUUAUUUUGACGGAUCAAUAGUUUCCAGCUUUGCUGUCAUCUUUUAGACCUUCAACAAAAUAAUAGAUCAAUUGCAACCCUUUGUGAUA
This is a messenger RNA of Lathyrus oleraceus (garden pea), 1406 nucleotides long. RefSeq names its product cytochrome c-type biogenesis protein CcmE homolog, mitochondrial. The transcript is spliced from 2 exons. The coding region runs from base 208 to 999 and encodes 263 amino acids. NCBI's taxonomy places the organism in Eukaryota, Viridiplantae, Streptophyta, Magnoliopsida, Fabales, Fabaceae. Gene Ontology annotation, molecular function: heme binding. The record is from RefSeq and is a predicted model, not a curated record. Gene Ontology annotation, biological process: protein-heme linkage; cytochrome complex assembly. Gene Ontology annotation, cellular component: plasma membrane.